Messenger RNA from Naegleria fowleri, 726 nucleotides. RefSeq lists its product as uncharacterized. The coding region runs from base 1 to 726 and encodes 241 amino acids. Gene Ontology annotation, molecular function: cysteine-type endopeptidase inhibitor activity. Lineage: Eukaryota; Heterolobosea; Eutetramitea; Acrasida; Naegleriidae. The transcript has a single exon. The record is from RefSeq and is a predicted model, not a curated record.
AUGAAUCGAAACAUUGCCGUGACACUUCUCUCAACCCUUCUCUUAAUAUUGGUUCUCUUGAUUGCGUCAAGCGAACAAUUAUCUCUCAGAAACGUUCCUGGAGGAAAAUCCAAUGAAACUGACAGAAAGAAGAUCGCUGAUCUGCUUCAAUUCUUAGGCUCCAAGUUAAGCGAAUCUCAGUAUCAAGCCACCAUUCAAAAGGUCGCUCGUGUGGAGAGACAAAUCGUGAAUGGCAUGAAUUAUUUCAUCACCUUGCAUUUAAUCUUCAACAAUGAUGAAAACAAGAAUGAACGAAUUUUCGAAGCAAGAAUUUAUGAAACUCCCAAUUACUUACCUCAUGAAUUCAGAAUUGUUUCCUUGAUUGAAAAGACAGAUUCUGAUUCUUCAACAACAAUACCAGUUGUUCAAGAAGAAAAAGACGAAGCAAAAUUCGUUCCUGGAGGAAGACAUCCUGAAAGAAACUUUUUAAAGAUUGUCGAACUUGUGAAUUUCCUUAGCAAGAGAUUGGCAGAAGGAGAGAAUGGAGGACUUCUUAUCAUUAGAAAAAUCCUUCAUGUUGAAAAACAAGUGGUGAAUGGAGUGAAUUACUUUGUUGGCAUGCAUUUGGAAUCUCUCAAGGAUAAGACCAUGCGAGUGAUGGAGGCCAAGAUUUAUGAACCCCCAAGUCACAGUGAGUCCGCUGGCGAAUUGAAAUUAAUUUCUCUAACUGAAAUAAACGCUCCAUAA